AUGGCCGUGGCGAAUUUCCAAUACAUCACCCGGAUGAGCAGUGGCUUUAAGGUCUACAUUUUAGAGGGUCAGCCCCACCUUAGAAGUGAAGACAGGUACAGACACAUGACGAAUGACCGGGUUCGAGGCCCAACAGUGUAUCCAGUCAAACGCAAGCGCAGCCAUGAGAGAGGUCUCACACUGGAGGAAAGGCGGGAGAGAGUGCUCAGCAGAAACAGUGGCAAAGUGGCCCAGAGAGCAGCACCAGCACCGGCCGUGUUCAACAGCCCACAGAGCCCCACAUCCACCUGGAGUCCAACGCCCAGCCCCCUGCCCGCCCACAUGUACUACGCCCCCAUCAUGGACGAACCUCUCGCCCUCAUCAAGAAACCAAGAAAAGACCCCGAAAAUACAGAGGAGAAGUCUCCAAGCAGCGCCGCUACUCAAAUACAGAUGCGUCCCUCUGUGAUCACUUGUGUGUCUUCAUUAAGAAACCCCUCCGGCAGGUCUGAGGUCCACAGGAGCCACACAUCAGGUGCUUCAAAGAGCAGCUACGAUCAUGUGGUCGAUGAGCAUUUCCAGAGGAGCCUGGGCAUGAACUACCAGAAGGCCCGCUCCAAGCAGCUCUCCAUCAGCGUGUCCGUCGACGACCACUUCGCCAAGGCCUUGGGAGACAAGUGGCUGCAGAUCAAAUCCAAGUCCUCCUCCUGCUCCUCCACACCUCCCAGCAGUCCGAGUGUCACCCACUCCCCAGCCCACAGCCGCAGCCCCAACCAGUCCCGGAAAGAGUCCGCCAGCAGCUCGUCGCCAACCUCCAGCCACUGGUCCGUCAAUUAG
Messenger RNA from Limanda limanda (common dab), 816 nucleotides. It is a transcript of the gene vgll4l, whose product is annotated as vestigial like 4 like. The coding region runs from base 1 to 816 and encodes 271 amino acids. Gene Ontology annotation, biological process: negative regulation of DNA-templated transcription. The record is from RefSeq and is a predicted model, not a curated record. Gene Ontology annotation, molecular function: transcription coactivator binding. The transcript is spliced from 5 exons. NCBI's taxonomy places the organism in Eukaryota, Metazoa, Chordata, Actinopteri, Pleuronectiformes, Pleuronectidae.